Molecule: messenger RNA, 2289 nt
Organism: Ficedula albicollis (Collared flycatcher)
Lineage: Eukaryota; Metazoa; Chordata; Aves; Passeriformes; Muscicapidae
Gene: DEUP1
Product: coiled-coil domain containing 67
Exons: 13
Coding region: 28-1734 (568 amino acids)
Biological process (GO): de novo centriole assembly involved in multi-ciliated epithelial cell differentiation; centriole replication
Cellular component (GO): centriole; deuterosome
Source: RefSeq, a predicted model, not a curated record
UAACAGGUUAAAACGACAAUCAGUGUUAUGGAGGAGGACUUAGAAGUGUUACAGGAACAAGAUGUGACUAAAGCUUCUCCAUGUGAAGCUGAACUUCAGGAAUUAGUGCAUCAAAUUGACAUCAUGGUAAACAGAAAGCAAGUAGAAUGGGAAAGAAAGAUGAGAGCUUUGGAAACAAAGAUGGAUGUCCAGGAUCAAGAAUUAGCAAGUGCCCAAAGCAAACUGGAUCAAAAAGGUCAAGAGGUGGGACUACUUCAACAAGAAUUGGAAAACUUACAGAAAACUAAAAAUGAAAUGGCUCAGAGUUAUGAAACUCAGCUUCAAGCACUUAAAUCUCAAUUCUCAAAGUUGACACAUAGUUACGAAAAGCUACAGUCACAUCAGUUGAAACAAAAAAAGUUUGAAAGUAGAGAAAAAUGUGAGGAAAACCCGGAGACAUCAUCUAACCCUGGGAAUUUAUACCUGAAACUGGAGAAGCAGACCCAGAAUUAUCAACUCCAAAUAUGCAAUAAGAAACAAAACCAAGAAGAGUUAAUUACCUAUACCCAGCCCAAAAGUGAAAAUGAUGAUUUGAUUAUUGAAAAGCUAAAGGCAAUUGUGAAUGAAAUAGCAAGAAACAAGAAUAAGCUGGUGGAGGAAAAUAUGAAACUCCAUGAGGAUCUAAAAAUGUACCAAAAUCAGUGUCAGAGCAUGCAGGCAGACGUCUCAGAAAUGAGAAAUGAGCUGCAGUCAAGGGAUGGUCUCUGGAGAAGGAUACAACUGGAAUGCCAAAAGUUGUAUACAGAAUUAUUGAAAAUCAAAGAGUACAAAGAUAUGCAGGAAAUUCAAAUAAAGCAUCAGUCGUCUCAUGUUCAGCUUACUGAGCAACUAGAAAAUAAAAGCACUGAGUUAUUGUUAUUUGCAGAAAGUCAAGAAUACCAAGAAGAGCUGAACAAGAUAAGAAACCAUGUUUAUCGAGAGGAGCAGUCCCAUUGCUCUGAGCAGGAAAGAAUGAAGACAGAAAUCUCUGACCUGACAGAGGAGCUUCAUCAGAAGGAGAUCACUAUAGCAACUAUCAUGGAGAAAGCUAGUCUUCUGGAAAGACAGUUAAAAAUGGAGUUAGAGACAAAACACAAAUUGUUAACAAAACAACAGCUGUUGGAAUUCCAUUACCAAGUUAUCAAAUCUGAAAACACACAUCUAAAAGAAAUGGUGGAAAGCCAGGAGUGUGAAAGCUGCAUGUGCAUAGAUUUAUGUAACAAAGGACAUGGAAAUUUCACAGCUUCUGUUCACAAAAUGAAACAUGAGAAUUUAAGACUACAAAAUAGCCUUGCUAAACUACAAAAUGACACAGAAACAUCAAUAGUGGGUUGCAUGGAUACAUCCAGAGAAACAGAGAGCAGCUACCAAACCCAUUCAAAGAUGCAAGAAAAGGAAGAGAGAGGUCAUGAAAAGAAAUCAGUUUAUAAAUCUCCAUUACCACCAGUGGGGUAUCCUUUGGGCUUUCCUGGGCCAUUCCCUGAAGUGAGCAGAAAAGGCAGCUUUCAGAGUACUGCUUACAAUGCAGAAGAAAUAAAAUUAUUGUCUCCCCCUGAGAUGUCCUUCCUUGCAACAACAGAAAAGUUCCUUCAAGAGGAAGACAAACAUGCAAGAGAAUUUGAAGAACGUUUAAAUUCACACCUUGAAGAGCUGCAAAGAUAUUCUGAAAAUACUCUAAAAAAAUAUGCCAGGGUGCAGCAAAGCAGGCAUACUUAAGCCAGUCACACAAUUAAGAAAAGCAAACCAAGUAAUCACCCAUGAGUUUCUCAGAACUAAAAUCUGCAACUAGCUGCUUAAUGUAUUUAGGCACAUUGCCAAUAGCAUGUAUUUGUAACACCAAGUUUUCAAGAAAAUCAUCAUUACCUUACAGUUUUAAGUAUAUUGUAACUUGAUGUCCUGGCACUUGACUAUAUUACAAAGUAAACUCUAAACAUACUCUAAAAUAUACAGGUGGGUUUUGCACAGUUAAAUUGUGUGCAGCAGAGAGCCUGUUGCAGCACUGUAAAUUAAGAUACUUAAAAUUCUGUAAUGUACAGAGGGCUAAUAAGUGGAAUUUUUCCACUGAAAUUAGAAUCAACCAAGAGAAAUUUCUCUAGAUUGUACAGAAAAAUGAUAAAGGCCUUUAACCAUGUCUCAGCUCCUGGCAUGAAAAGCUUGUCUAUGCUCUGGUGAUUCUUGGCUGUGGAAAUAGCCCCUGGGCCUCUGGAAAUGCUGCUCUGUGAGAAGAACAUUAAAAAGCCAAGCACAUAUUUUGAAGCCACCCAUAUUGCC